AUUCCCCGCCUUUUCUUCCCCACUCCACUCAUCCACACAACCUCUCUCUCUCUCUCUCUCUCCCCAAGGAUCCAAGCUCCAACUGGACUGUCCUGCUUCGGCGCUAUUGUGCACUGUGCACAGCCAGCGACAGCAGAGUCUAUCCUGUGAGCACUGAGCAGCAGCAGCAGCAGCAAUGGAGAGGCCUGCGCAGGCGCCCAGGCAGCUGCCGCCUGGGUUCCGGUUCCACCCCACCGACGAGGAGCUGGUGGUGCAGUACCUCCGCCGGAAGGCCCUGUCCCGCCCGCUGCCGGCCGCCGUCAUCCCCGUCGUCCACGACGGCGCCAGGCUGGAUCCAUGGGACCUCCCUGGAGCGAGCGAAGGGGAGGGGUACUUCUUCAGCCUGCGUCGAGCGCCGGCGAUGGGCCGCGGCGGCGGCCGCAGGAGGAGAGCUGGCAGCGGGUACUGGAAGGCCACGGGGAAGGAGAAGCCUGUGUUCCUGCAGUGCGGCGGCAAGCGGCAGCUGCUCGUGGGCGUCAAGACGGCGCUCGCCUUCCAUCGCAGCGAGCCGUCGUCGUCGCGGACCGGUUGGGUCAUGCACGAGUACCGGCUCGCCGUGCCCGGCGGCGCGGCCGAGCAGAGGAAGAAUGCAAGCCAUGACUGCGUUGUUGAGCCGGGAGGAGAGUGGGUCGUGUGCCGGGUCUUUCUGAAGAACAGACCAAGAAGCAGGCCGAACAGGGAUGUCGACGGCAAAAAUCCGGGAAACCGCGCCUCCACUGCACACCGCGCGGCGCCGCUGCAGCACCGGGGAGAUGCCGAACGGCAGCAGCCGUCGUCUUCAAGCUGUGUCACCGGUGUUACCGACAUUUCGGACCAAGACGAAGUCAGCAGCAGCACUAUCAGAGAUGCCCCGGCUGCCUCCCAAAGAGAGGACUAGGCAUGAUGGAUUUUAAGUUUUUGUUUCCUCCCUCUCUUUCUCUUGCUCCGUUGUCGCCUGUACUUUUCCUUGGUACCGUAUAGUGAUGAGUCAAGCAUCAGGUAAUUAGGUGUAAGGCAAGUCCAGCUCAAGAAUGUAUCCAAGGUUAUCAAACAGCUGCCACAUCGGUAUCAGUUGGAACUUGUAAGAUUGGGUAACCUGAACUAAUCAGGAGCAGUAGUUGCUACUACGGUUCAGCUGCGGUUUGAAUUCCCUACAGAACUUAGACAGGAGCUGCAAUGGCCCACUGGUGUGUAAGAAUGCAGCUAACUAGUUGAAUUCCCUUGUACGUUGCUGCAGGAAUUUGAGGAAUAAGUUUAUAUAAGUAAA
Molecule: messenger RNA, 1285 nt
Organism: Setaria italica (foxtail millet)
Lineage: Eukaryota; Viridiplantae; Streptophyta; Magnoliopsida; Poales; Poaceae
Product: NAC domain-containing protein 41
Exons: 3
Coding region: 176-916 (246 amino acids)
Biological process (GO): regulation of DNA-templated transcription
Molecular function (GO): DNA binding
Source: RefSeq, a predicted model, not a curated record